UCUCCUACUUUGCAUUGGUUAGGGUUUUCUACUUUCUCUGCAAGCCCUGUGGUUGUUUGUGCUCUGUAAUGCCUUGUUUGCGCUAUUUUUCUUUGCAAUGCCUUGUUUGAUUGUUGAGCGAGGGAAAUUGAACAUUGUGGUUUGAGUACUUGUUUCCUAUGAGGAAGAUUUACACACUUUAGGUCAUACUGUAUUUUUAUACUAGGUUUGGGAAUCUAGGAGAUAAAAAGAAAAGGAAUGAUUUUUUAAGAAAAGAAAAGAGAAGAAAAAAUUGGGUUUUCUCUCCAUCUUGUUUGUUUGGUUAAGUUGGAGAGAAAUUUCUAUCCAAUCUUAUUUGAAUAAAUUAAUAUAAAAGAAAAGAAAAGAAAAGAAAAGAAAUUUUUAUGGGUUAUAUUAACAAAAUAACUUUUUAUGUUUUUAUUUCUUUAGUUUUAGAUUGACAUAUUUGGUAUUAUGUAAAACUAGUAAUUAUUUGUUUCUUUUCUCUCCCAAUCUCUCUGAUUUUGGAGAGCAGUGGGUUACAAGAGAACAUUUUCUCUCUAUUUUCUUCCAUUUCUCCUUAUUUCUCUCCUUUUUGGCAAUCCAAACGAGUGAUCAGGAUCCUAGCUCUUCCUAGCAACACCCAGUGGCGGCUCCAGAUAUUUUUUUUUGGUUUAUGUGGCAUGCAAACUUGAUACAUCAUAAAGUAACUAAAGCACUGUUGUGUGGAUGUGAAAAUGAAUAAAAACACCCAAUAAUAAUUCAACCAAAAAAAUUCACAAUUGAACCCGCAAAAUUCCUAAACUAGUGUAAUAUGUUUUCAGAAUUUGAACAAACAAAUAAGUGAUGGAUUACACAUACGUAAACGGUCUAUUACUAUAAUGCACAUUUUUUUAAGUUAUUUAAAAAGUAGACUCUUUUUUAACUUAUUUUUCAAACUAUGUAAAUGUGUGGUUACUAAAUACGUUUUUUAAAAGUGUUUUGAAGUUAGAUAUAGAAUAGAAGUUUGUUAAAAAUCAAAGUGUAAAGAAAGUCUGAUUGCUAACAGCGUAUAACGUAUUUUAUUAAUACGUUGUUAGCAAUUAUAUUAAACAUUCUUUGAAGAAAACGUGUUUAUUAACCACGCUUUCACGUAGUUUGCAAAAAAAGUUGAAAUUGGUUCAUUUUUUUAUAUAAAUUUUAAAAUAAACAUAUUGUGAUGGCAAGAGCAUAUACAACCAAUAUUUCAAAUCUUUGGUUGCAACCUAAAGUGCAAUAUUUGACAUCUGUACAAGUUCCAACCAAAAUGUCCUUUGUCUAGGUUGCAUUUGGCAUUGCCAUCCCCGUGACAAAGUUGACGUGUGGGAGGGAGAGAUGUCAAUUAUUAUUAUUAUUGUUAUGGGGCAGCCACAUUAAGUGGGUUUUGUCCAAAAAAUAAAAGCACAAACUAAAAUAAAUGAAAUUUUAAAAUAGUAAAUUUGACACAUUGGUUGGAGACUUGCUUAUCUUCGUAAAUGUCAAUUUUGAAGAUGCCAGAUUGCCACCUAAGUCUUCGAAAGAAAAUUGACAUCUAUAAAUUUGAGAGUUUGGCUAGAGAUGCUCUAAGAUGCCUAUAUAAAACUAGCGGUUGCCAAAUAUAUCAUAUGUUAUAAAAUAAGUGAUGACAAUUAUACUUCACUUAUAUCUCUUACACUCCCUUUGUGAGAGAUUAAAUGACAAAAAGAGAAUGUAAAGUUUAAAAUAGUGUGAAUACUAUUGCUUUAUAAUUUUGUAUAAGAUAGUAUGUAAAUUGUAUUUAUCAAUAUAUAUAUAAUUUGUAUGAGAGAGAGGGGGAAACGACUAAGUUGGGUGCAGUAACAAUGAUUAAUGGGUGCAAAAGGCCCACAAUGGUUGACUAAUGUGGAGAAAUAAAGGUGAUGAUAAUGAAAAGGCCAGAACUUGUUUUGAUGGGUGUUUUAUAUUUGUCAUUUUGGGUGAACUUGUUUCUGGUAAAUACAUGAAAACAAUGAACUGAUGGAGGCUUCUCACUUCUGAAGCUCAUGUGCACAGACUCAAGUGGUUUGGUGCUUGAAUAACAGGCAUAUUGGUUUCCUCAUGUUAUUGACUGAUAUUGAAUAAAUAGGGUACUUGGAUCCAGGAGGUAAAUAGUAUUAUCACCAGUGUGGUCUGGAAGCAUGCUAUUUUUAGCUGAAUUAGGACCAUUGUUAAUAGUGUGUGCUUGUGUUGUCUUACAGUUAAUACAAGGCCAGUUGUUAUGGUUAAAAUUUCAAUACAUUGGGAACAAUGUUGUUUAUAUCAUGGAAUGGUUGAUAACUGGUAUACAGAGUGUGGUAUUUUUUGAGCACUGUUACAGAUUCAUCAAUCACAAAUUCGUUGUAUCUUAAUAAUCUAUAAUUUGGCAUUUUUGGGGAAAAUUUUGGGAAGAUUAUGAAGAAGACCUAGAUUAUGAUUUGAACUCUGAUGUGGCUCGAACCCACAACCACAAGGUUAAGAGCCUUGUGCUCUACCAACUGAGCUAGACGGGCUUUCUUCUAUUCUCUCCGAUUUUUUUAAACAAGAUCAAAAUCUUUGAAUCCAGCAGUGCUACAACUGAGCUCCUAUUUUGUACGGUUAAGCCAAUUUUGAAGAGAAAAUAGGUGUUCUCUUCCUCUCCAUUCAUUCCCGCUUUGUCUUUGCUCGGUUACCGAAAAAAUGCAACAUUUUUUUUUAUUGAAAAGUGAGUUUGAAUAUCACAGAAAUGAUUGGAUUUAUACAUGGCUAAAAUCUUAUUGAAAAAUGGUUUUAACGGUCUAAAAACAGUUUGGCCAAAAUGGGUGAAAGGUUAGGAGAUAAUGGCUGUAAAGUAAAGAAGAAUAAUAUGCUGGACUAAUUUAGGAAUAUUGGUUAUAGUUUUAUCUGUUUUACCAUGUAUGCUUGUGAUUAAUUGAAAAAUUAGAAAGAAGGAGAAAAUGACUUAAGAUUUCAAACAAAUCAGUUCUAGUCGGUGGUUUUUCUUUUAUUUCAUUUUCUUUUCUUUUCUUUUCUUUCCAAGAUUGAUGUCGUAAGCCCGUUCCUUUAAAAAAUAAAAAAUAAAAUGCUUGGGCAAAAAUCCAGAAUGAUGGGGAAUACUGGAGAAUGCGUUUGUAAGCUGUUAUGCCACAUAACACUGGAAAAUUGCAAUGGUGUGGUGAUGAAAAAGCAUUGAUAGAGUAGUAAUAGGGUUGGCUGUGAUGGUGAGCUGUGGUUUUGGAGGCAAUGGCUGUAUAAUAGAUGUUAGUGGAGUGGAUUUUGUAUGAUUAUUGUGGUUGGUUAUGAACAGUGCCUUUGAUGGUGGUAGGGGCUGAUGCCAUUUUUAGCAUGGUGUUUGUUGUGAGGUAAUAUGCUUUUGUGGCACUGCAGCAGUGGUGUUGCUGGUGAUUCCUUUGGUAGCAAAGUGUGAUGAUAUCAGGGGUGGUUGAAAAUUGAAUAGUCAUACUGAAUAACUGAUUUUGAUGGCAUAAGUAGGAAGCCAAUAUCACUCUUUUCUUGCUAGUCUUUGCGUCUAGUAAGUUUACUUUUCUCCUUUAAAAGAAGUACUUAUUAAAUUCAUUGACCACCGCUAAUUAGAUUUUUAUUUUAUUUUAUUUGCUGUUAUCUCCUCUACUUUUCUGGACUGUAAUAACAAAAAGUCUUACUGGAAUGCUAAACAAAAUUAUUUAAGGUGAUGCUCUGCCUUUGGAUGCAGUUCACUAAAGUCCCAUUUGGUUUGCCUACUCUGGUCUUCCUCUUAUAUUAUUUAGAGUUUUAUUUGAUAAUUUUGCUGCUUAGGAUCUUUUAGAACUUUGGGUGACAUGGGAUUUGUUUAUUGAAAAUAUUAUAUGAUAUGAAGCAAUUUAGGGUAAAAAGGGUGUCGUUUUAAAGCAUGGAUGGCUUAAAUAUAUAUGAUGGGGAUUGUGAUGGAAGAAUGCUUAUAUAUUUUAGGAACCAGAGUUUAGCCAAUUAUUUAGAACUUAAGAGUUGAUUUUUACCUUUAUUUUUGCAACUCAUUAAUUUUGGGAAUAAUUCUUUUACAUCUUUUUUUUUUUUGGGGGAUUUUCUUAGCCUUUGUAUGUUUAAGGCUUGGUUUUUUGGGAAUAAUUUUCCAUAACAGAUAUUUUGUGCAUGUGCCCCCCUCCUCCCUCUUCUCUUGCUGCUCUCUCUCUCUCUCUCUCUCUCAAUGCAUUUGUCUAGAAUCUUUUGUGCAGCUCUUCAACCAUUUGCAUAGUCAUGGCGGAAAAGGAUCAAGUUGUGGGAAUGUCUGCAACUUCUCUCAUGGAACAGCUUGGCAAGGCAUUCAUUGAACUGGAAGCUCACAAAGGUGCUGCCGAGGAUAAUGUUCAGUGGUUGGAAAUUGAAGAAUAUUUUUCCCAUCUUGAGUCAAUGAUGAAGAAAAAAAUUGAAGAAUUUGAAGUUAGGGAGAAGGAGUUUAAAGAAAAAGAAUCCAAGACUUGCACAAUGCUUGCUGACAGAGAGGGUGCUGUUGCUGCUAAAGAGCAAGAUUUGUUGGAUCGUAUACAGGAGCUAAAAGACGCUGCUGUUGCUGCCAUUGCAGAGGCAUGGGCCAAUCACAUGCCAGAACCUUUGGAGCCAGUUGAUGGUGGGGACGACAAAGAAACUAAGGUAAGUAGCUCUCUUGGUGAUACAAAUGCAAUCCUUGAUGCCCCGGAGGAGAAUUCCCCAAAUAGAACAGUUGAAAAUGCCGAAACUGUGGCUGGCGAGGUUAAGCCUCGUCCAGAGCUGACACAAUUUUGCGAGGAGAUGGAUGCAAAAGGGCUUCUGAAUUACACGAUGUUGAACCAAAAAAACAUGCCCGCCAUUUCUGCGGAACUUUCUGUCGCACUUGAAAGUGCAACCGAACCGGGUCAUUUAAUUCUGGCUUCACUGGAGGGGUUCUACCCUCCCGAUGACACUACCCAAGAAGGGGAUAAAAAGGACGCUGCCCAUCAGGGCAUGCGUCGAUCUUGUCUGAUGUUUAUGAAAGCCAUGGCCGCCUUAAUGGCAAGGGCUGACCCGGGUGCCGAUCACCUUUUGAACCCUGAAAUUAAGCAGCAAGCCAAGGCCAUUGCCGAUGAGUGGAAGCCUAAGUUGGCUGGUAUGGGCAUCAAUGCUGCCAAUGGAAAAUCAUUGGAAGCUGAGGCAUUCUUGCAGCUCCUUGCUACUUUUAGGAUUCUGUCAGAGUUUGACGAAGACGAACUCUGCAAACUUGUCCUUGCAGUUGCUCACCAGAGGCGGGCACCUGAGCUCUGCCGUUCUCUUGGAUUAACACACAAAAUACCAGUUGUUAUCGAAGCAUUGAUCAACUGUGGGAAACAAAUCGAUGCCGUGCAUUUUAUCCAUGCCUUUCAGCUUACUGAAAGCUUCCCUCCUGCGCCCCUCCUGAAGACAUAUCUGAAGGAUUUGAGGAGGAACUCACAAGGAAAGCCUGGUAGCUUCGGAAACGCUGCUGGUGCACUGAAUGCUCAAGAACUCGCAGCACUUAGGGCCGUUAUCGGUUGUGUUGAACAAUACAAUCUUGAGACCGACUACCCACUUGCUCCACUUCAGAAAAGGGUUGCCCAGCUAGAUAGGCCAUCACAUGAUAGGAAGAGGUCUGCGGAAUCUGCUAAACCCCUGCAACAUAAGAAGCCACGAGCAAAUGGAGGAUUUCACGGGUUCCGUGUACCUGGUGCUACUCCUCGCACUCCCGCUCCUGUUCCUGCUCCCGCUCCCACUCCUGCCCCUAGUGUUGGACAGGGUGUGUCAGUUUUUGGUGGGAGAACAAUGUAUGCGGGAAUAUCAGAGAGGUAUCCACAUGCUCUUCCAACCACCACCCUUGAUUACCAAACUCCUAGCCAGCCAACAUACGCUCAGCAAGCUUAUGAUCAAAGGUCAUACUACUAUCCCCCAGAUGACAGGGUCGCUGCAUCUACAUAUAAUAGCGCUCCAUCCAAUUAUGGCAGUUAUUUGGGUACUGGAAUGCAGUCUUCACACCAACCAUAUAUGUAGUUCACUAAUUUAAGUUUACUCGAGAAAGUUUUGGGGGACAUGCUGGACUGGUUCAUCGGAUAAUUUCUCCCGGUGCAAGCAUCUGUAGGUUUUUUUUCUUUUUCCCUUUCAAGUCCUCUCCUUUUUUGGGAUGCCUUGUGAACAGUAUCUGGCUAUAUGGAACUUAAUAUGAUAUUAUUGUAAGAUUAUAGUACCCUUUCUGAUGGUGAAUGUGUGAGAUUUUAGUUUGUUGGCUGAAGUUGAAAUCUAGGAAAUGCCAAAAAUAGUUUUGCUGUUUUAGGAGUUGGAAAUUGGGUGUCGCCAGUGUUUGGUUGCUAAGAAAAUCUUGCAUUGGUAGAGGCGGGAAAGUUAAUUUAUCUUGGUAUGCCUCUCUUUUAGUCCCUCUCGUUUGCUUUUUGAUGGGUUGAGGUUCAGAUUUCUCAGCAGCGAGCUAGCAAAUUUGGGUUCAAGAA
Messenger RNA from Camellia sinensis, 6392 nucleotides. The record is from RefSeq and is a predicted model, not a curated record. NCBI's taxonomy places the organism in Eukaryota, Viridiplantae, Streptophyta, Magnoliopsida, Ericales, Theaceae.